GCCAAUGAGGGUGCGCUUAUAGUAGUCUGAGAUUGAUCCCAGAAUUCCAAGGCAUAAACCUAUACGAAAACGAGCACGAGCACGAGCACGACCAGAAUGCCCGAUCACGUGUUUAAUGAUGAAGAUACCUCAACAGCACUGUUUGGGUUAUAAGAAUACACAGACGAUGUUUGAUAGCCGCACAAAUAUCCACUGAGCCGCGUGUCACAUCUCCGCAGUCACGGUCAUUACGCCAAUAGGCUCCAGGCUAAAGUCAGCCCUCUCCGAUGGCCACCACAACCUCCUCCGGCCCGUUCCUAUCCCUCACCCCCUACUCCCUCACCCACCUCCCCCGCUCCCCCCAAACCAACAGCUCCUCAGACUAUCCCGACCUCCCCACCCCCUAUGCCUCCGCGCCCUCAGCCACCUCCCUCCUCACAUCCCUCCUCACCGAAGCCCUCACCCUCCUCUCCUCCGCCGCCCCCCGCGACGGCUCCCGCCCCUCCUGGACCCUACAGCGCAAGCCACGACACUACCCCAACUCCACCGCCCCCAUCCACCUCUCAUCCGGCCCCCACAACGGUGCACACUGGGUCUGCAGACGCAGCUCGCACCGCGACGCCGCCGAGCGCGAAACCGCGUCGUGGACUGAGUUCGAGGCGGCGUUCAAGACAGAACAUACGCUCCACGAACAGGCAUUCACGCCUUCAGUGAUUGGCUUCGAGAGAGUCGCGUGGUGGGAAGAGGCGGUGAAAGAUGUGAGCCUUGAGCUCCCGCAUGAGCAGUGGAAGGGAGUUAGCCUCGAGCUGCUAGAGAUCGUGCAUAGCCUCCCAAAGCCCCUGCACCCGCGCUCCUUCCCGGUGCUGCAGGGGAUCGCAGAGCGAGUUGAUAUGGGUGUGGAGGGCGGGGAGUUUGUGGUGGUGACCGUGCCGGUGGGUGUGAAGUGGAAGCUGUGGGCGCAGGCGGUGCCGGCGAGGUAUGCGGCGGUAGAACGGUUUAGAAGGGUUGGGCCGGAUGUAGAGUGGGUUAUGGCGACAGCGUCGAGGGCGGGGGGUGUGUUGCCCGGGUGGGUGCAAGAUAUGUCUGUUCCGGGGGUUGUGGCGAAGGAUGUGGAUUUGUACUUGAAGUGGGAGGCUGCGCAACGAGAGAGGCGAGCGGAGGCGGAUAUGGAGGAGUCGCUGGAAAGUGACGGUGACGGAGGAGCAGUCUGAUAUUGGGCGGUCUUUGGACGAUGCGGAAUCACUAGCUCCAGGAAAUGCUGGACAGGGAAUACUAUGAAAGGGAAAGCCGUAAUAGGCGUAUCCGCCACGGAUUGUGAUGGAGGAAGGAAGGGAAGGUCACUGAAGACACCAUGGAACAUAAAAAAACAUACAUAUCUCUAUUUCCCUCCCUCCUUCUCCCUC
Molecule: messenger RNA, 1382 nt
Organism: Pseudogymnoascus destructans
Lineage: Eukaryota; Fungi; Ascomycota; Leotiomycetes; Thelebolales; Thelebolaceae
Exons: 1
Coding region: 267-1190 (307 amino acids)
Source: RefSeq, a predicted model, not a curated record